This is a messenger RNA of Leptosia nina, 1023 nucleotides long. The record is from the annotation of a GenBank genome assembly. Lineage: Eukaryota; Metazoa; Arthropoda; Insecta; Lepidoptera; Pieridae.
AUGGAGUUAAAUGAGUCGGAAGAAGAAAUACACACGGGCCCAAUAGAAAAUGCUUGGUCCAUGAAAAUACCUAAGUUCACGCCAGAUGAUAAUCCAAACGGGCUUUUGGAAGAAAGUAAAUUUGCAACGCUGUUUCCCAAAUAUCGUGAACAAUACCUUAAGGAGUGUUGGCCAUUAGUACAGAAAGUCCUUAAAGAACAUCACAUUGUUGCAGAAUUGGAUUUAAUAGAAGGGAGUCUUACUGUUAAAACUACAAGAAAAACUUGGGACCCGUAUAUCAUCAUAAAAGCGAGAGACUUUAUGAAGCUAUUAUCACGAAGUGUCCCUUUCGAACAAGCUGUUCGCGUUUUAGACGAUGACAUUGGAUGCGACAUUAUCAAAAUUAAUUCAUUUGUUACAAAAAAAGACACUUUUCUCAAAAGACGACAACGUUUAAUUGGGCCAAAUGGAGUAACAUUGAAGUCGAUAGAGCUCUUAACUGAAUGUUAUGUGUUAGUCCAAGGCAAUACUGUAUCAGCCGUAGGCCCUUAUAAAGGUCUAGUUCAGGUCAGGCGAAUUGUCGAAGACACCAUGAAAAAUAUACAUCCUAUGUAUAAUAUUAAAAGUCUUAUGAUAAAACGAGAAUUAAUGAAAGAUCCAAGAUUAAAAAAUGAAAGUUGGGACAGAUUUUUGCCUAAUUUCAAAAGUAAAAAUGUGCCAAGAAAACUGCCUAAAAAUAAAGUUAAAAAGAAGCCUUACACUCCAUUCCCACCUCCACAACCUGAAAGUAAAAUUGACAAAGAAUUAUCAACAGGUGAAUACUUUCUUAAAGAUGAUCAAAGGAAAGCCAAAAAGCGACAUGAAAAGGAAGAAAAACAACAAGAAGUUAAGAAAGCCAGAGAGGAGGCCCGGAAAAAAGAUUUUAUCCCACCCAUUGAAAAGAAAUAUGAAAGUUCUAUGCCGCAUGAAACUGUUGUUGAUAUUAAUGCAUUCAAGGCUAAAAUAAAAAAGGCUUCAAAAGAUAAAAGAAAGCCUAAGACAUAG